Messenger RNA from Penicillium longicatenatum, 1047 nucleotides. RefSeq names its product DUF3712 domain-containing protein. The annotation marks the transcript as partial. Gene Ontology annotation, cellular component: fungal-type vacuole membrane. The transcript is spliced from 5 exons. NCBI's taxonomy places the organism in Eukaryota, Fungi, Ascomycota, Eurotiomycetes, Eurotiales, Aspergillaceae. The record is from RefSeq and is a predicted model, not a curated record.
GCUCAUCGUCUGCAUGUCUGUGCCGUCAGUCCUACAAUGUCGAAGUCUGACCCCGAACAGAGCUCGGCCUCCGACACUGGGGCCAAGCCAACAGUAUGGCAACGCUUCCGGGCGCAUAUGAAGAAAUGGUGGUGGCUCUAUGGGAUUGCAGUCAUAUGCAUAUUUUUGGUGAUCUUCCUUCCUAUUAUCUACGUUGGAAUCCCACACUUCGCCGACGACUACAUUAAUAGUUACCAGUAUAAUGACACAGGCCUGUCCAUCACCAAUCCCCGACCCUCUGCCUUUCACGUGAGUCAGUCUCAGAAGAUCAGGAUUGGGGGUGGGCUUAGUGGAAGUGGACAUCUAUCGGCAUUUAAUGCGACAAUCAACACACCAGAUGGCCAGGUGUUGGCGGUCUUUCCGUUACCGGGCAUCGAGUUCAGCGACGGCGCCGAUCUGAACAUCGACCAAGAUCUGGAAUUGACCUGCGUCGAUUGCCUAUCAGAUAUGGCGGCUGCGUUGGCUACGAAUCACAGCAUCUCUAUGGUGGUCAAAGGGCAUCCGGACUUGAAAGUCGGUGCGCUGCCCACGGCUCAUCUAAACAUUGACAAGACGAUGAACAUGAACGGCUACGAUUUCACCGAAUUUGUGAAUAGCAACGGGGCCUUCAACAUCACCAGUGUGGAGCUCCUGACGCCCGGAGCGGAUGGAUAUAAUUUCAAUGCGACCGUCUCCCUCCGCAACCCAACACCCUUCUCGGUGCAAAUGGGACAUGUCGUAUUCAACCUGAGCAUGGGAGGAUCAUCAUUAGGCUAUAUCGAUAUGCCUGAUCUGAUGCUGAAUCAAGAUAUCAGUAGCGCGGUAGUCUUGGGCCAGGUCGACGAGUCAAUGCUUGUUCAAGAGGCGCUGCUGGGGGACGGUGAUAUUGGGACGGUAACCAUUGAUAUCCAAGGGUACAGCUGUCACUACAAUGGGCAAGCAAUCCCGUACUUCGCGGCGGCCAUCAAGGCCUCGUCUGCGUCAGUCACUGUGGAUCUGCUGAAAUAUGCAUCGAGCUUGUUUGAUUAG